CUGAUCCUCACCCCUCGUUCGCUUUAUGUAUACCGACCCACUGCUGCCGGACCGCGCACACACCGCUUCGACCCAUCUAAAACGCGCCAUCCCCUUAGCGAGCCCGGCUUUUUGGCCGCAGCAACAGCAAUGUGCGACUCGACCUUUACCUUUGGCCAGCGCGGCAGCCACUGGAUGCAGUGUCGGUCCAGGCGAGAACAUACACGGCUUCCCCACCAGUUGACGCGACUCCUGGCGUCGCCGCACUUGACGCUGCUGCAUCAUGUGACGUUAGGGUUUGAAGAUAGUUUCCUCGUUACUUGGCGCGAUGCCUCUGGCCAGGACCGCGUCGACGCCGCGGGGCUGCCACCCGAGCUGCUGCAGUUUGUCGGCGCCUCCAACCGCAACGUCGCCCACAUUCGCUGCGCUCUGGGCCCCUACAACGAGUCGUUUUUCGUCCACGACAAGACCUCGUACCUGUGGAACAAUCUCCCCGGCAAGCUCGUCGCUGCCAUCCAGAACAACGUCAAAGAUGGGAAUUGGAUUGAUCGCCCGCGCCUGGUGGCCCUCGGCGCAGACGACAAUUUCAUCAUGCUGACCGAGACCAACGCUGCCGUGUGGCACCUGCAAAACUACAAGCCACUGAUGCCGCUGCUGGCGCAAAUUGACAUGGCUGAUAUACAUGCCUUGACUCUCCAUGCAUACCGCUUCGAUUGCUUCCUAGUCCAGACCAAAGACGGGAAGCUCGUGUACGAAAAUAUACCCCCGCAUGAGGUUCCAGCCGUCCAGGCCAUGGUCAAGCCCAUACUGCAUGAUACCAAGGACGCCCAGGCACGCCGCUUCCCGCGCAGAGACAGUGCCAGCACGGCGGCCGCUAGUCCCCAGCGGAGACCCACGCUUCUCCAGCAGCGCGCCCAGCUGCGCAGGGAAUGGACUGAGCAUAGCCAAGAGUUUACGGCACAAGCAAAGGGCGUCAAGUUGAGCUUUAGCCUGAGUGUCAAUCUAGGUGGACUGUCGAGAGUGCUUGGUUGA
Messenger RNA from Exserohilum turcica Et28A, 1011 nucleotides. RefSeq lists its product as uncharacterized. Bases 130 to 1011 code for a protein of 293 amino acids. Lineage: Eukaryota; Fungi; Ascomycota; Dothideomycetes; Pleosporales; Pleosporaceae. The transcript is spliced from 2 exons. The record is from RefSeq and is a predicted model, not a curated record.